AUGGCCCUCUUUGAUCUUGAACAAAAGGGUGAUGAAUCUGUGUCCCAAUUUUUACAACAUGCCAAGUCCAUCGUUGUCGAGCUCUCUGCCGCCGGCCAUCCUCUUCGUCCAGCUGCCUUUAAUUUACACAUCUAUCGGGGUCUCAAGUCCAACUUCAAAGCUAUGGUGUCCUCUCUUCUUACCCGGACAGACCCGAUAAGUUAUGAUGAUUUGCAUGCCAUGCUAUUAAGCCAUGAGUUUCUCCAUGGUGCUUCUCUGAAGAAGCUCUCCAUAUCUGAUGCAACGCCUGCUGCCAGUCAGCCCAUUGCCCAUAAUGUACAGCGCUCCACUCCAUCCGGAACCCCUGGUUUUUCUUCACCAAACCAGGGUGGCCGUGGUGGGCAUGGUGGCCGUGGCAGAGGUUUUCGCGGGGGACGUGGAGGUCCCAAUCAGGGUUAUGGUCGGUUCUGA
This is a messenger RNA of Telopea speciosissima, 450 nucleotides long. RefSeq lists its product as uncharacterized. The transcript has a single exon. The record is from RefSeq and is a predicted model, not a curated record. The coding region runs from base 1 to 450 and encodes 149 amino acids. Lineage: Eukaryota; Viridiplantae; Streptophyta; Magnoliopsida; Proteales; Proteaceae.